AGCAUGUGUGUGUGUGUGUGUGUCCCGUCCUGCAGAGAGGAAGCAGCCUCAGUGAGUGAGCGGCAGGAGAGAGAGCAGGACUCACCCCCGGGAAGAGACGCAGCGUUUCAAAAACAAAGGAACAGAUUCCUCUUCCCUCGCUCCUGCAGAAACCUGCACCCACCGACUGAACGUCUCCUCUUCAGAUGAAGCCAUGGCUGAGGGGAGCUGCUUCGGUGCGUUGUAGCUGUCUGGGAUGACCAGGGCUGAACCUCACGUCACAGAGGGAGAGAGGCUCAGUGAAGAACAAAGAAUCGGUGGAGGAGGGAAAACAUCUGCUGGGAGAGGAUUAGAUCAGCCGCCCAUCUGGAUCUGAACAGGGAACCUACUGGACCUCUCUUUGUGGAAGGAAAGGACUUUCCGUCACUUCUGAGGAGCUGUAACAGACUUUAAACGUUUUUAAUUUUUUCUUUUCUCAAUCACUGGUUGCGUCAUGUGCCAUGUCAUUGUAACGUGCCGCUCCAUGCUCUGGACACUGCUCAGCAUUCUGGUGGCCUUUGCUGAGCUCAUCGCCUUCAUGAGUCCUGAUUGGCUGCUGGGAUUCCCCCGCUCGGACUCCAGUGUGAGUGGUGCGGGAGUGGAGUCUGGGGAGUACCGGCCGUCGCUCGGCCUCUACAACCGCUGCCUGCACGUCGGGGCGCUGGGAGUAGGGGUGAGCUGUGGGCCGUACGCAGGGACGUUCGGGGAAGUGGCCAGUGGCUUCUGGAAGGCUGCCAUGUUGUUUCUGGCUGCAGGGACGUUGGUGCUGGGCUGCGUGGCCUGUAUCUCCAUCUUCAGCUUGUGCUUUCAGAGCAUCCUGAAGAAGAGCAUAUUCAACAUCUGUGGGCUGCUCCAGGCUAUCGCAGGCCUGCUGCUGAUGGUGGGCCUCAUGCUGUACCCUGCCGGUUGGGGUUCAGAGAAGGUCAUCGGCUACUGUGGCCCCGAGGCCUCGCCCUUCAGGCCGUCUCUGUGCUCGCUCGGCUGGGCGUUCUACGCGGCGAUAGGAGGAACGCUGGCGACCUUCCUGUGCUCUGUUCUGUCCGCGCAGGCUGAGAUCGCCACCUCCAGCGAUAAGGUUCAGGAGGAGAUCGAGGAGGGGAAGAGUCUGAUAUGCCUGCUCUGAGCCUUCAGGGACGUUGGGACGACAUCCUUCGCUGUAAUCGAGUGAUUUUCUUCACGAAUCAGCUGAUUGUCGAAAAGAGAAAAGGCUUGGUAACAGCUUUUUAAAAACAUUAGGUGGUGUACUCACUUGCUGAAGCCCACCUGAGACCAAGAAACGUCAUCCAUACACUUAUUCUGUGUUUUUCCUUUUUUGGUUUAUUUUUUACUAAGAUACUGUUUAUUUUUGUAAUAAUUCUUGCCUUAAACAAACCACUGUACUAGAAUAGCAGGAGAUACGCGCUUGUUGUUGUGGACAGGUUCAACACUGCUGCCAGUAAAACAGUGUGUAGGAUUGUAAAUGUCAUUAAAAUGUUCAUUUACACGGUUCACCUGCAAACCUCAACAAACCACUGAAUACUAGCAGAUGUGCCCACGAAAGUAAAACCCCAAUAAUGUGUGUGUGUGUGUGUGAUAGGCGUUAACUGUUGAGGUUUCCAAACGUCCAAAUGCUCUGAUUCUGCGGCUCAGCAGGACAGUGAGAUUUAAGGGAUUUGCUGACUUCAAAAGACGUUCCUUCACUUAAAUGGAUUUUUCAUGGCUCUAUCGUAGCUUAAUAACUGGCAGAGUGUGUGCGGAGACUUUCCAUAUGUUUCACUGAGGUGAGCUUUCACAGGCGGGGGGUUGCUCUCAGCGAGAUAAAGCAGACUGCACCACAGCUUAUCACAAGCUACCUGACGUGAAGAGAACCACACAAGACAAGAUCUGGCUUUGAUGGAUGAAGGCGAAAAACUCCCAGUGGCUCAUGGGAGAUUCCACGUCAGACUUUUUUCAGAGCAGACCUCCUUAGUUUGGGAGAUUCAGAGCAUUCCUGUUCCCUAUUAGCACCUGAUGUCGUGCUUUGCACUUAACCCCUGAGCUCAUUUCACAUUGCUACACAAGUAGCUGUAGAUCUAAUAUGAUUCAUAUGAUGCUGUGCUUUUUCUCCAUUGUAGAUGAGAUGUGCAAUAAUUGAACUGUAGUGUGUUUGGCUGUGAGAGUGAGUUGGACCGAGAGAUGAAAUCGCGACAUGGUUUUGUAUCGAGAAGCAUUUCUCUGUGUUUUAAUGAUUGUCUGCUGUUUUUGUUACAUUAACAAAAGAGUGACGGCAUCUGUGGAACGUUGUGUGACGCUUCAUGUACGAGAUGUUUGAUGUGUGUGAUUAGAGACACAGUCUGUACUCAAAUAAACCAGGCCUCCUCCUGUAA
This is a messenger RNA of Hippoglossus stenolepis (Pacific halibut), 2363 nucleotides long. Its product is annotated as LHFPL tetraspan subfamily member 2a protein. The transcript has 3 exons. NCBI's taxonomy places the organism in Eukaryota, Metazoa, Chordata, Actinopteri, Pleuronectiformes, Pleuronectidae. Gene Ontology annotation, cellular component: membrane. The record is from RefSeq and is a predicted model, not a curated record. The coding region runs from base 473 to 1141 and encodes 222 amino acids.